Molecule: messenger RNA, 1205 nt
Organism: Trichomycterus rosablanca
Lineage: Eukaryota; Metazoa; Chordata; Actinopteri; Siluriformes; Trichomycteridae
Gene: mrgbp
Product: MRG/MORF4L binding protein
Exons: 5
Coding region: 16-648 (210 amino acids)
Biological process (GO): regulation of transcription by RNA polymerase II
Cellular component (GO): nucleus; NuA4 histone acetyltransferase complex
Source: RefSeq, a predicted model, not a curated record
AACAAUAACAGAAACAUGGGGGAGGCUGAAGUAGCUCCAGCAGAUGAGAAACCAGUGGAAACUGGUACAUGUACUGUUGAUGAAUCUGUAGUAUGGAGUCAAGAGGUGGAAGUGUGCCUGUUUCACGCCAUGUUGGGCCACAAACCAGUUGGGGUCAACCGUCACUUCCACAUGAUUUGCAUACGAGACAAAUUCAGCCAGAACAUUGGGAGGCAGGUGUCUUCUAAAGUGAUCUGGGAUCAUCUGGGAACAAUGUACGACAUGCAGGCACUGCACGAGUCUGAAAUCCUCCCAUUCCCCAACUCAGAAAAAAGCUUCAUCCUGCCCGAGGAAAUAAUACAGGAGGUCAGAGAAGGGAAAGUGGGAUCAGAGGAUGACUCAAAGGAAGAUUUCAAAGAGGAGAGGGAUCUCUCUGCCACCCAUGAAGAAGGCAGCAAUUCCUCUGUGAAGACUUCGGAACGCUCAUCUAGCGGACGAGAGAAGGAGAAAGACAGAGAGCGCGAGAAGGACAGGGCAACCUCGGGCGAGUCGGGCGGCGGUUCCAAGGAGGCCGCCGCCGAGAAAAGGAAGAGAAACCGCGCCACGGAAAAAACACAGAACUCGGGCAACCCGUCCAGCCCUGGAGGAGCCAAGCGGCGCAGGACAUAGUGACGCGCAACGACGGAACGUGGAGGAUUCGGCUCGUCGGGCCUCCGUGCUGGGCAUGGUGAUGGUCCUGAGCUCAAGCAGAAGCAGGUGGAUAAGAGUAACCGAUGCUUCCUGUGUGUGAUUGAUCAUCUGUGUAAACACUGAGCAGCUAUUUAAGAACAAUACCUUUUUCUCUGAAGUUUAACGUUUUUAUUUUUGGUGUUGUGUUGAACUUCGUAUAAGCUAGCAUCUUUUAUAUGCUGCAGGGUGGAGACAUGGGGGAUGCGUUUAAUCUUGCCAUCUCAAAACUAUGGGCUACAAAAUUGUGAUCGUCGGUUUGUGAUGAGAUGUUUAGUGUAUGACAACAGUUCUAAUGUAAUGUGUAAAAAAUGAACCCUGUGGUUUGAUAUUUAGUCAUGACUGACUACAUGGUGUGUGUUUGUGUGUAUUUUUUUAAGAGGCUGACCCGAUUUUACCUUAUUUUUUGUUUCAUUUAUUUGCAUUAUGCAAUAUAGGCAAUAUUUUUUACACCCAUGUAAAUGCCAGCAUUCCUAAGAUGCAAUAAAUGGACAGAUGUA